Molecule: messenger RNA, 2737 nt
Organism: Pezoporus occidentalis (night parrot)
Lineage: Eukaryota; Metazoa; Chordata; Aves; Psittaciformes; Psittacidae
Gene: PGC
Product: progastricsin
Exons: 18
Coding region: 287-2722 (811 amino acids)
Biological process (GO): proteolysis
Molecular function (GO): aspartic-type endopeptidase activity
Source: RefSeq, a predicted model, not a curated record
AUAAGGGCCGGCCGCCAAUUGGAUGGGGACGCUUCCAUCUCGCUAUCGAAGGCGGGCGCCGCUCGAUCCUCACCUCGCACCCCGCGACGGGAACGCCUCGAGAGCCCUCGUGGCCCCAAACACAAAGGAACCCUUGAAGCCAAGGGUGUGCGUGGCAAUGGAAAACAGAGGUCAGCAGAUAAGGGGGAUCGCUGCUGCCCAGUUAUAAAGCCAGGGAGCCCGGGCAGCUCAGCCCAGCUGCGGUCAUCGGGAGGGUGAGUGUGGACCGGUGGGUACCUCGCGCACCAUGAAGUGGCUCGUCCUGGCCCUGCUGUGUCUCCAGCUCUCGGAGGGGGUGGUGAGAAUCAAACUGAAGAAAGGCAAAUCCAUCCGGGAGAACAUGAAGAAGGCUGGAGUGUUGGAGGACUACCUGAGGAGAAUGAAACAUCACACAGCUAAGAAACACCGCUUCAGAGAGGACUUUGUGGUGUAUGAGCCCAUAACCAGCCAUCUGGAUUCCUCCUACUUUGGGGAGAUCAGCAUCGGGACCCCCCCCCAGAACUUCACAGUGCUCUUCGACACCGGCUCCUCCAACCUGUGGGUGCCCUCCACCUACUGCAAGAACCCAGCGUGCUUCAACCACAUGAAGUUCAGGCCCAGAGAGUCCUCCACCUUCAUCACCAACGGGCAGUCCUACACCCUCUCCUAUGGCAGCGGCACGCUCACGGUGCUCUUGGGCUAUGACACACUAAGGAUCCAGAGCAUCACGGUCACAAACCAGGAGUUUGGGCUCAGUGAGAACGAGCCAACGCAGCCUUUCUACUAUGCGGAUUUUGAUGGGAUCCUGGGAAUGGCCUACCCCUCGCUGGCAGUGGGAGGGACGCCCACCGUGCUGCAGGGAAUGCUGGAGCAGAACCAGCUCGCCGAGCCCAUCUUCAGCUUCUACUUCUCCCGCGAUCCCACCUACUACUAUGGAGGAGAGCUCAUUCUUGGAGGAGUUGACCCUCAGCUCUACUAUGGGGACAUUGCAUGGGCACCAGUGACCCAGGAGCUCUACUGGCAGGUUGCCAUUAAUGAGUUUGCCAUCGGGCAGUCAAUGACCGGUUGGUGCAGCCAGGGCUGCCAGGGCAUCGUGGACACGGGGACAUUCCUGCUGACGGUGCCUGAGGAAUACAUCGAGAGCUUCCUCCAGGCCUUGGGAGCCCAGCUCACCAGCUAUGGGUAUGCAGUUGACUGCAAUGAGAUCCAGAACAUGCCCCCCAUCACCUUCGUCAUCAAUGGAGCUCAGCUCCCACUCUACCCCUCUGCCUACGUCUUGAAUAACAACGGUUACUGCACUCUGGGCAUCGAGGUCACCUACCUGCCUUCCCAGAACGGGCAGCCGCUCUGGAUCUUGGGCGAUGUCUUCCUCAAACAGUAUUACACCAUCUUCGACAUGGCAAACAACCGCAUCGGCUUCGCCCCAUCGCUGGGGAAAGGGGUGUCUGGAGCAGGGACUGGGCACGGCUCCCAGCUAUAUACACCCUGUCCUGGCCAAGGUGCUGCAGGAGCUGCCAUGGAGCCACCAGCAGCCAGGGCUGUGCGGCGCCUGGUGCUGGCCCUGCUCUGCCUCCAGCUCGGGCAGGGGAUGGUGAGGAUCCCCCUGAGGAAAGGCAGGUCCAUGCGGGAGGUGAUGCGGGAGAAGGGGGAGCCGGAGCGUUUCCUGAUGGACCUCAGAGGGGACCCUGGUAGGAAAUACCAGCUCAGUAACGCUGUGGCUUAUGAACCGCUAGCGAACUACCUGGAUUCCUUCUAUUUCGGGGAGAUCAGCAUCGGGACCCCCCCGCAGCAUUUCCUGGUGCUCUUUGACACCGGCUCUGCCAACCUUUGGGUGCCCUCCACCUACUGCCAGACCCCAGCGUGCGUGGAUCAUGCCAGGUUCAACAGCAGCCUCUCAACCACCUUCUCGGGCAUCGGCGAGACCUGUACCCUGAGCUAUGGGUUUGGUGACCUGUCGGUGGUGUUGGGGUACGACACUGUGACAAUACAGAACAUUGUCAUCAGCAACCAGGAGUUUGGCCUGAGCCUGGAUGAACCCACCAGCCCCUUUUACUACCAGGACUUCGAUGGGAUUUUGGGCAUGGCUUACCCAGGCGUUGGCAUCCCUGGUUACAACACACUGAUGCAGAACAUGCUGCAGCAGAGCCAGCUCGCUGAGCCCAUCUUCAGCUUCUAUUACUCUCGCAACCCAUCAUAUAGUUAUGGCGGGGAAGUCAUCCUCGGAGGGGUUGACCCUCUGCUGUACUCAGGGGAGAUUUUAUGGGCUCCUGUGGUCCAAGAAUUGUACUGGAAGAUCAGAAUUGAGGAGUUCUCCAUCGGACUCUCAGCCACCGGCUGGUGCAGCCAAGGCUGUCAGGGCAUUGUGGACACGGGGACGUUCCUGCUGACGGUGCCAGGACAAUUCCUGCCAGCAUUCCUGCAGGCGCUGGGUGCGGAGGAGAGCGACUACGGCUUCGUCGUCAACUGCAGCGACGUCCCGAGCCUGCCCACCCUUUACUUUGCCAUCAGUGGAGCCCAGUUACUGCUGCCUCCCUCUGUCUAUGUGUUAAACAAUGAUGGUUUCUGCACCAUUGGGGUCGAGAGCACGUACGUGUCCUCUGCCAGUGGGCAGCCUCUCUGGAUCCUCGGCAACCUCUUCCUCCGGCAGUAUUACUCCAUCUUUGACAUGGCCAACAACAGGGUUGGCUUUGCCCUGUCAGCUUAGGGAUGCUGAGCAUCA